CCGGAGCCGGAAGCGGAAGCGGGCGCGGGGAGGGGCCCGGCCGCGGGGAGCGAGCCGCAGCCGCCUCGGGCUCCGCCAUCGUCGUCGCUGUCGUCGUCAUGCCGCUGUUCACCCCCAACCCCUUCGAGCAGGAUGUGGAAAAGGCCACAAAUGAAUAUAAUACCAGUGAGGACUGGGGUCUUAUUAUGGAUAUAUGUGACAAAGUUGGAAGUACUCCUAAUGGAGCAAAAGAUUGCCUUAAAGCCAUUAUGAAAAGGGUAAAUCAUAAGGUCCCACAUGUGGCAUUACAAGCACUAACACUGUUAGGAGCCUGUGUAUCAAAUUGUGGGAAGAUUUUUCAUUUAGAAAUAUGUUCACGUGAUUUUGCAAGUGAAGUUCGUGUUAUAAUAAAUAAGGCUCAUCCAAAAGUGUGCGAAAAGCUUAAAGCUUUAAUGGUGGAAUGGUCAGAAGAAUUUCAAAAAGAUCCUCAAUUUAGCUUAAUAGCCGCAACUAUUAAAUCUCUUAAAGAAGAGGGAAUAACUUUUCCUGCAGCUGGUUCUCAGACUGUUCCAAGUGUUGCCAAGAAUGGUGCAUCAUCAUCGAGCAAAAACAAAGAAGAUGAAGAUAUAGCCAAAGCUAUUGAAUUAUCUUUGCAAGAACAGAAGCAGCAGCAAAUGGAAACUAAAUCUUUAUACCCAUCUGCAGAAAUUCAACAGAACAAUCAGAAAAUCUCAAGGAAGGUGCGAGCUCUGUAUGACUUCGAAGCUGUGGAGGACAAUGAGCUCACCUUUAAAAGUGGAGAAAUUAUUAUUGUUUUGGAUGACAGUGAUACCAAUUGGUGGAAAGGUGAAAAUCAUAGAGGAGUAGGACUUUUCCCAUCUAAUUUCGUAACCUCUAACUUAAACGUAGAACCUGAAACAGUGGCUGUGGAUAAAACCUCUGUUACUGAAGAUACAACAGAAGAAAUUAAGAAAGCAGAACCUGAACCAGUUUAUAUAGAUGAGGAUAAGAUGGAUAAAGCACUUCAGGUACUUCAGAGUAUAGAUCCUACAGAUUCAAAGCCAGAUUCUCCAGACCUUCUGGACUUGGAAGAUAUCUGUCAACAGAUGGGUCCUAUGAUAGAUGAAAAGCUAGAAGAGAUAGAUAGGAAACAUUCAGAAUUCUCUGAGUUGAAUGUGAAAGUACUAGAAGCCUUGGAACUCUAUAACAAGCUGAUGAAUGAAGCACCUUUGUAUUCAGCCUAUUCAAAACUCCAUUCUCAAGCACAAUAUCCACCUACAUCAGCUGGUGUUCCAGUGCAGCCCUAUCCACUACAGCCACCUGGUGGGAACUACAUGAUUCAGGGUGUUCACCAAGUCACUCUUCCCCAAGGUUACAGUCUAGGACCCGAUCAGAUGGGCCAACUAAGGUCUCUGCCUCAGAGUUUAAACACUUCCGGAGCAACUCAGCCUGCUCAGACUGCAUAUAUAAGUGCUGGACCAGAUUCUGUGUCGAACCCCACAUAUAUGAACCAGAACUCUGGCCUUCAGUCAGCUACCAGUCAAGCUGCUUACACCCAGCAGAUGGGAAUGUCGGUGGAUAUGUCAGCUUACCAGAACACUACGUCUAGUUUGCCUCAAGGAACAGGCUACCCUAUUGCAGUUUCCGCUCCUUCAGUUCUGCCGCCACAAACAAAUUACCAUCAACAGCCUCUCCUUUGAAAACAAACUAGGCUUAUAUUUCUGAAAGAGUUUCUAAAUGUUGCUGAACCUAAUGAUUUAUGACUGCCUGUCAUUGAUCUCAAAGUGUAUUUUCAACAACCCAACUUGUGUUUAUUAUGCAAAGUAAAACAUACUUUGUUUGACUUUUUUGUUCAGAAUCGCCCUAGACAUGAUUUGAGCUAGAUUAACUAACUAAAGUUUAUUAUUUCAAACCCAAAGUGAGUAUCAAUCAACUAAAACACUCCCUUCAAUCUCUUGAAGCGUCACUUUCAAAUCUAAAAUUAAGUAAUAGAUUGUCCAAAAGAGAAUUGAUUCUUUUUUUCAGUAUGUUUCUGAAAAAUUGAGGUUGUUUUAAAAUCUAGUUCUUUGUUGCUUUGUCUGUUACCCUUUUGCAUUUUUUCCAUCUCAUUGACUUAGGGAAACCUUCAUUUAGGUGGUGUUUUUUUAUUUAGACGCGUUGUAGUCUUGUUUGCACCAUUGUCAGCUCUACUGUGUGGAUUGUAUUACAUACCCAGAACAAUUGCAUGGUAAAGCAAAUGUGAACUCGAAGAGGUAAUUGUUUUGAAGACAUGGCAAUGAGGACCACGUAAAUACAAAAAUGAAAAGUGUUAAGAUUUUCUUCUAUAUUAUAGCCAGACUGGAUUUGGAGCUCUGGAGGUCUCCUCUUUCCUCCACCAGGUGUUGUUUUGUUAGGGAGCUGUUUCACUACUUCUCUAUAGGAGUUUAUACUUUAAGCAUCAGAUGUUUCAGAAGGGCAGGCAGGGGCAGCUGCAAACUGAAGCACUCUGUGGUUGCAAGUUACCUAGCCAGGAAACUGUGAUCUCUCUCCUUUGUGGUGGUUUAGGAAUGGGUAAGGAAUAGGCACCAAAAUGCUUGUAUUGAGGGACUAUGAAGGUCUGCUUUGUUUUCCUCUCAAAUAAUGGUAAGGUGGAGAAGACCCCCAGGAGCAGAAUUAUCUUUACAGACCAGGGAACUCUUGCUACCUUUGAUUCCCCUCCUAACCCCAGCUGUCAGUCACUUGUCUGGAAUAAAUAUCAAUCUAGUAAUGGAAAAGCUCUUACACCACUUGAAAACAUUAGUUUAGACCGCUGUGUAAAAACAGGGGAUGUGUUCUGGGUGGUGGAAUUAUAUUUUCUUUAUGCAUAAAGAAUAGGGUACAUGUUGAAAUGAAAAGGAACUGCUUUGUACUUGUGGAACUGUAGCAUUCAGUAGAUAAAAAAUCUGAAGACAUUUUCCUGCACUUUUUAAUGGGUAGCUUUUGUAAAGGGUAGAAGAACUAGAAGAGUUGGAUAUUUUUUCACGAAUACAGGACUUCUUUCCUUUUAUUGUUUUUACUUUGGAAAUCUGAACAUCGCUCUCUUCCCACCUACUUAAUCAGCUCAGUAAUGUAAUCAUAUUUAUAAAUAUUUUAACUUUAUGAAUGGCUUAUCUUUAGACUGAGGAAAAUAAUGGACGAAAGCACUUGGAUAAAACCAUCCGAUUAAAUGCAUGGAAUUGUUGAAAGCAUUUCUGCAUAUGAAUGUUAUGGUGUAUAAUUUUUCUAUCAAAUGAAAACUAUUACACUGUAGAUCCUACUAGUGUUCUCCCAAAAUAAAAUGUACGCUCAAUUCAGUGCCACCUCCAUUUCUUGUACUGUUACUAAAUUGAUUCAGUAGUAUGAUUUUGUUCAAUUGUGGCUUCAUAUUAGAACAAAGUGUUUGGUAAUUGUUCUUUGAAUGGUACAAAUUCCAAGUGUGCAUAACUUUUGCAAAUUUUUUGGCAUUUAAUUUUCACUUGAAGCUGUUUAAUAAAAACUACUUUAGUUGGCAUCA
Molecule: messenger RNA, 3490 nt
Organism: Alligator mississippiensis (American alligator)
Lineage: Eukaryota; Metazoa; Chordata; Crocodylia; Alligatoridae
Gene: STAM2
Product: signal transducing adaptor molecule 2
Exons: 14
Coding region: 99-1679 (526 amino acids)
Biological process (GO): signal transduction
Cellular component (GO): endocytic vesicle
Molecular function (GO): ubiquitin binding; phosphatidylinositol binding
Source: RefSeq, a predicted model, not a curated record